This is a messenger RNA of Serpula lacrymans var. lacrymans S7.9, 2005 nucleotides long. RefSeq lists its product as uncharacterized. The record is from RefSeq and is a predicted model, not a curated record. Bases 95 to 1024 code for a protein of 309 amino acids. Lineage: Eukaryota; Fungi; Basidiomycota; Agaricomycetes; Boletales; Serpulaceae. Gene Ontology annotation, biological process: DNA replication; DNA damage response. Gene Ontology annotation, molecular function: double-stranded DNA binding. Gene Ontology annotation, cellular component: nucleus. The transcript is spliced from 4 exons.
GACUUUAUCUUCUACUGCUGCAGCCAUUGCAAGGCCAUCUAUCAGUCCCGUAUCCUCAACCUUUUAACUUCACACCCCUGUAUUAUUUGUCAAAAUGCCUCGCGCAGAAGUCGGAACUCCCAAAUACUUGGCCAACAAGAUGAAAUCAAAGGGCCUGCAGCGUCUUCGAUGGUACUGUCAAGUCUGCGAGAAACAAUGUCGAGAUGAAAACGGUUUCAAAUGUCACGCAGCUUCUGAAGCCCAUCUCCGGCAGAUGCUGGUCGUUGGGGAGAAUGCAGGACGACACAUCGCCGACUUCUCGAGCCAGUUUCAGCACGAAUUCGUAACUCUCUUGUCUCGACGCUUUGGGACGAAGCGAGUGAGAGCUAACCAAGUGUACCAAGAAUUCAUCGCAGACAAGCACCAUCUACACAUGAAUGCAACUCGCUGGAUCACCUUGACGGAAUUCAUAAAGUACCUUGGGAGAGCAGGCAUAGCCAAAGUAGAUGAGACAGAAAAAGGGUGGUUUGUGGCUUGGAUCGACAGUAGUCCUCAGGCGCUCGCUAAACAAGAGGCGUCGAUGAAGAAGGAUCGAGCGACAACUUCAGAUGAGCAGCGCGAGCGUAUGCUUAUAGCAGAGCAGAUCGAGCGUGCGGCUACAAAUAACGAAAGUUCGCCAUCUGCUAGUCCUCCAGCGGAGGAGGCGGGACUCAAGAGAGAUGAGGGUGCAGAGAAAGUCGUGUUAUCGUUAUCUAUGAAACCUCCCGCAACUGAACCUUCGUCCACGCCAUCUGUUGUAUCAAUAGGAUUGAAAGCCAAUCCGUUGAAAGCCGCUUCUAAUCCACUAAAGAUGGGCUCGAAUCCACUGAAAGCGAACCCACUUAAACGGACAAAUGUGUUCAAAACGGCUGCGUCGACGAAAAACUCCGAUGGCAUUGAGAAUGCGAAUGGAAAGCGGGCGGCACCCAUGAGUGCUGCAGAAAGACUAAUAAUAGAAGAGCAACAGAGAAAGCGCAGAAGAAUGGAUCGGGAGAGUGUCGUAUGAAUGUGUAUCGAUAGGAUUAUACUGCGGAUGGUAACUUGUAUUGUAAUAUGUUUGUGUUCCCUUUUACUCGAUUAUUUUUAUUGACGCUUUUUGCAAACGCGGCCCUCUCAGUUAUCACCCAUUUCUGUAUUACAUUACAGGAAUAUACAGAAUCCUCUUCCACACCACUCUGAGGAAGUAGUAACUUUUUUCUUUCUCGUCUCCCCACUCAAAAAUUCCUCCUCGCUCAAUAAAUGUUUCUGUCCCCCAGCCAGCAUCUUCCAGUGCAUCAUCAGCGCCGACAUCAAGACUACUCCUUCCUGGAAUUUUCUUGUCACCUUGUCAAUUCAAUAACCUAAAUAGAUGCAUUCAGAGUAAGAAGAAACAGUAUUCAUCAAGACGAACUUUCAACAAACCUCAUCUUCUCGUCUAAAAGUAGAUAAGAUUUUUCCAUUGCCAUGUUAAUUUCUGGGACGAAACGUCCCGCCUGCUUUUGCCUUUCAUGUCUGUCAAGGAAGCUUGAAACUGUUCGGGGGUAAUAACAAGAUCGUUCGCGUUUCUAAGUGCAUUUGGCCUGGUCCCCCUCUAGCAACAACACAUCCCAGUUAUACCGAACGACCACGGUGUUCAACUUGAACCGAAUAUCAUAAUCGCGACACCACUCUGCCAACUGAAACGCCUUGCACGUAUGCACACCCUUACCAUUCUCGUUCCUCCCAAUCCUGAAGUUGGCGUCGUCGUCAAACGAAUCGCAGGAUACACCCAUGAUGUUGAGAUAAUCCCCUCCCAGUCGACUCCUGCUGCAGGUCCUAUUUACAGAACUUCAUGACCUUGCCAAUAAAGCUUGCAGCGAGGAACGGUUCGCCACCUGAGAUGCCGAUCUUUUUAAUCCCUGCAUCAGCGAGCAGCCGUAGGCCCCUUUGGUCUCUUCGAGGACGACUGUUUUGUACAAGGCGUCGAUGUGAAAACAGAAUUGACAUGCGUAGUUGCAUUUGCGAUGCG